Messenger RNA from Mucor velutinosus, 972 nucleotides. RefSeq lists its product as uncharacterized. Gene Ontology annotation, cellular component: nucleus; condensed nuclear chromosome. The transcript has 7 exons. Gene Ontology annotation, molecular function: ATP-dependent DNA damage sensor activity; DNA strand exchange activity; ATP binding. The record is from RefSeq and is a predicted model, not a curated record. The coding region runs from base 1 to 972 and encodes 323 amino acids. Lineage: Eukaryota; Fungi; Mucoromycota; Mucoromycetes; Mucorales; Mucoraceae. Gene Ontology annotation, biological process: DNA repair; DNA recombinase assembly; chromosome organization involved in meiotic cell cycle.
AUGCCUUCCAAAAGAGAGCCAUCUGUCGUACCAAGCACAGGCGGAUCAAUCAAUGAUGAUGAUGACGCUGUAAACUCACAGCAAGAAACUGAUCAAGAACAGGCGCUGUUCUAUACAGAAGUCGAUGAGCUUCAGAUGCAUGGUAUCGGCGUCGCAGACAUCACAAAGCUCAAGGCUGCUGGUAUUUGUACAGUAAGAGGAGUUCAAAUGAUGACCAAGAAAGCUCUGUUGAAAAUCAAAGGCUUAUCCGAAACAAAGGUAGACAAGAUCAAAGAGGCUGCCAUCAAAAGCCAGGGUCCUGGUUUCGUUACAGCAAAGGAAAUUGCUGUGCAGAGAGAAAAGGUGGUCAAGAUCUCUACUGGUAGCAAACAGCUGGAUGUAUUGCUUGGCGGUGGCAUUCAAACUAUGUCAUUGACUGAGGUCUUCGGGGAGUACAGAACUGGUAAAACUCAAUUAGCUCACACAUUAUGCGUGCAAGUACAACUACCAGAAGCUGAUGGAGGAGCCAAUGGCAAAGCAGCAUACAUUGAUACAGAAGGCACAUUCAGACCUGAUCGCAUUGUAUCCAUUGCAGAUAGAUUUGGCGUAGAUCCUGAAAUCGUACUUGAUAACAUUGUGGUUGCUCGUGCUUGGAAUAGUGAUCAGCAAAUGGAUUUGGUAAGCGAACUCGCAGCUCACUUUGCAGAGCAAAAGGGCGUCUAUCGCCUAUUGGUCAUUGAUUCCAUCAUUUCACUCUUUCGAUGUGAUUACUCUGGUCGCGGAGAAUUGGCUGACAGACAGCAGAAAUUGAACCAAAUGUUGAGCAGAUUAACCAAGAUCUCUGAGGAGUACAACAUUGCAGUGUUCCUGACUAAUCAAGUCUCCUCUGAUCCAGGAGGAGGAAUGACAUUUGUAGCUGAUCCUAAGAAGCCUGUUGGUGGACACGUACUGGUAUGUAAGAGUGGCACAGCUUUCACGUUGUAUCAAAUUUAG